CAGCAUGGCAGAGAAGAAGCCCUUACUGCCUGCCAAGCCCUACCUGCUGCUGCUGCUUGCUCUGCUCUGCUGAGCCACUCCAUCUGGAGCCCCCAUGGACAGCACCUGCCUCUGAGGCUGUCCUGGCUCAGCUGUCCACAGCGAUGGUGGAGAACUGGACUGCACAGGCUCACAACCUUCACAUCUGGUUUCAGGGACCAGCAUCCUUCAUCCUGGGACUGGUGGCCCUGAACAAUGGCUGAGGCCCAGGGGACCCCAUAGAGUCACACCACAGCUUCUGGGGGCCAGCAGUACUCCAGUGGACUAUGACCACCUAUCGGACCCUUCCCAAUGAUGGUGUGGACCUGGCAGCCAGCUGUGGGGCCAGGAGCACCGAUGUCCUCCCAGGGGCACACACAGGGGACUACACUUCCAUGGGAUUCUGGGCCCAGAAUGGCAGCAUGUCCCAGCCUCUUGGUGAGAGCCCAGCCACCGCUACCACCCGCCCCAGCCCCACUACCCCUGCCAUGCCCAAGAUGGGUGUGCGUGCACGGGUGGCUGACUGGCCACCCAAGCGAGAGGCCCUGAGGGAACAAAACAACCCAAGCCCCUCACAAGACACAGAUGGCGUGAAGGCCACCAAAGUGACCCAUUCCAUGAGAAGCAUACAGAAUGGACAGCCCCCUGCCAGCACCCCAGCCUCCUCAGGGUCUAAAGCCUUCCACCGAAUCUCAAGGAGAAGGUCCAAAGAUGUGGAAUUCCAGGAUGGGUGGCCACGGUCCCCCGGCAGGGCCUUCCUCCCCCUGCGGCACCGCAGCAGUAGUGAGAUCACCCUCAGCGAGUGUGAUGUAGAGGACACCGGGGAGCCUCGGGGUACCCGGCACACCAGUGGGGCACUGCCACUCUUCCGAGAAUAUGGCAGCACAUCCUCCAUUGAUGUGCAGGGUGUACCUGAGCAGAGCUUCUUUGACAUCCUUAACGAGUUCCGAAGUGAGCAACCUGAGAUCAGUGGGGCUCAGAGCCUUGGUGAGCUCCUGCAGGCAGACUCUGGGCAUGGGGCAAAGGGGGACUCCCACAAUGGGCAGCUCCCCAAGGACAGCCUCCUCCCACUGCAGCCCUUGAAGGAGAAGGAGAAGGCCCGGAAAAAGCCCACCCGGGGCCUGGGCUCUGGAGAUACUGUGGACUCAUCCAUCUUCCGCAAACUAAGGAGCUGCAAGCCCGAGGGGGAAGUCAGCCGGACCCCAGGUGAGACUGAGGAGGGUCGGAGCCCCCCAGAAGCCAGCAGGCCCUGGGUUUGCCAGAAGAGCUUUGCCCACUUUGAUGUGCAGAGCAUGCUGUUUGACCUCAAUGAGGCAGCUGCCAACAGGGUGUCAGUGGCCCAGAGGCGGAACACCACCACUGGGGCCUCAGCCGCCUCCGCUGCCUCAACCAUGGCAUCCCUCACAGCAUCGAGGGCCCACAACCUUGGGGGCCUGGACCCAGCCUUCACCAGCACUGAGGACUUGAACUGCAAAGAGAACCUCGAGCAGGACCUGGGAGAUGACAACAGCAAUGACCUGCUGCUCAGCUGUCCACACUUCCGAAACGAGAUCGGCGGGGAAUGUGAGCGCAAUGUAAGCUUCUCCCGGGCCUCGGCGGGCUCCCCAGGCGAGGGCCACCUGGCUGAGCCUGCCCUGAGCACCUACCGCACCAAUGCCAGCAUCUCGGUGCUAGAGGUGCCCAAGGAGCAGCAAAGGACGCAGAACCGGCCCCGGCAGUACAGCAUUGAGCAUGUGGACCUGGGUGCCCGCUACUACCAGGACUACUUCGUAGGCAAAGAGCACGCCAAUUAUUUUGGCGUGGACGAGAAGCUGGGGCCAGUGGCUGUGAGCAUCAAGCGGGAGAAACUGGAAGACCACAAGGACCAUGGACCUCAGUACCAGUACAGGAUCAUCUUCCGGACUCGUGAGCUCAUCACCCUGCGGGGCUCCAUCCUGGAGGAUGCCACGCCCACGGCCACCAAGCACGGCACUGGACGGGGCCUGCCUCUGAAGGACGCCCUAGAGUAUGUCAUUCCCGAGCUCAACAUCCAUUGCCUACGCCUGGCACUCAACACUCCCAAGGUGACAGAACAGCUGCUGAAACUGGACGAGCAAGGGCUAUGCCGGAAGCACAAGGUGGGCAUCCUAUACUGCAAAGCCGGCCAGAGCUCUGAGGAGGAGAUGUACAACAACGAAGAGGCCGGUCCAGCCUUCGAGGAGUUCCUUGAGCUCCUGGGCGAGAAGGUCUGCCUGAAGGGUUUCACCAAGUACGCUGCCCAGCUCGAUGUCAAGACCGAUUCCACGGGCACCCACUCCCUCUACACAACGUACCAGGACUACGAGAUCAUGUUCCACGUCUCCACGCUGCUCCCAUACACACCCAACAACAGGCAGCAGCUGCUGAGGAAGAGGCACAUAGGGAAUGACAUCGUGACGAUCAUCUUCCAGGAGCCAGGGGCGCUGCCUUUCACUCCCAAGAACAUCCGUUCCCAUUUUCAGCAUGUCUUCAUCAUCGUCCGAGUGCACAACCCCUGCACUGAGAAUGUCUGCUACAGCAUGGCUGUGACCCGAUCCAAAGAUGCUCCUCCUUUUGGCCCCCCCAUCCCCAGUGGGACUACAUUCCGCAAAUCUGAUGUCUUCAGAGACUUCUUGCUGGCCAAGGUGAUUAACGCUGAGAAUGCUGCACACAAGUCUGACAAGUUCCACACCAUGGCCACCAGGACCCGCCAGGAGUACCUCAAGGACCUGGCUGAAAACUGUGUCUCCAACACCCCCAUUGACUCCACUGGCAAAUUCAACCUCAUCUCGCUGACCUCCAAGAAGAAGGAGAAAACAAAGGCCCGGGCAGGCGCAGAACAACACAGUGCGGGGGCCAUCGCCUGGCGGGUGGCUGCUCAGGACUACACACAGGGGGUGGAAAUCGACUGUAUUUUGGGAAUUUCCAAUGAGUUUGUGGUGCUCCUGGACCUACGCACUAAGGAGGUGGUAUUCAACUGCUACUGUGGGGAUGUCAUUGGCUGGACCCCAGACUCCUCGACCCUGAAAAUCUUUUAUGGCCGAGGGGACCAUAUCUUUGUGCAGGCUGCAGAGGGUUCUGUGGAAGACAUAAGGGAAAUUGUCCAGAGACUAAAGGUGAUGACCAACGGCUGGGAGACAGUGGACAUGACCCUGCGGCGCAACGGACUGGGGCAGCUGGGCUUCCACGUGAAAUAUGAUGGCACAGUGGCCGAGGUAGAGGACUAUGGCUUCGCCUGGCAGGCUGGCCUCCGACAGGGCAGCCGGCUAGUGGAGAUCUGCAAGGUGGCUGUGGUCACACUGACCCAUGACCAGAUGAUCGAUCUGCUACGCACUUCUGUCACCGUGAAAGUGGUCAUCAUCCCACCUUUUGAGGACGGCACACCCCGAAGGGGCUGGCCAGAGACCUAUGAAAUGAGUACCUCGGAGCCCAAGACUGAGCCGGAGAGCAUCACCCCUGGGGGCCGGCCCCCCUACCGCAGCAAUGCCCCCUGGCAGUGGAGUGGGCCUGCCUCCCACAACUCUCUACCAGCCUCCAAGUGGGUUGCCCCAGCCACCCCAGGACACGCCCAGUCUCUCAGUCGACCGGCAAAACAGACCCCCAUGGUCCCCUUUCGUGAAUCCCAGCCACUGCACAGCAAGAGGCCUGUGAGCUUCCCAGAAACCCCUUACACAGCAUCACCAGCAGGGGCCGACAGAGUCCCUCCCUACCGACAGCCUUCUGGGAGCUUCUCCACCCCGGGUUCUGCCACCUACGCAAGAUACAAGCCAUCCCCUGAAAGGUACGCGGCUGCCCCACAUCCUCUGCUGUCCUUUGAUCCCCACUUCAGCCACGAUGGGAUGUCCAGCGGUGACUCCUCCUCCGGUGGCCUGACCAGCCAGGAGAGUACCAUGGAGCGCCAGAAGCCAGAACCUCUGUGGCAUGUGCCCGCCCAGGCCCGGCUCUCGGCCAUGACUGGAAGCAGUGGGAGCAAGCACAUCCCCAGGCAGGAUGCAGCAGGCAAAGAUUCCCCCAACAGGCAUUCCAAAGGUGAACCUCAGUACUCGAGCCAUUCCAGCAGCAAUACCCUCUCCAGCAACGCCUCCAGCAGCCACAGUGAUGACCGCUGGUUCGACCCUCUGGACCCCCUGGAGCCAGAGCAGGACCCCCUCUCCAAGGGCGGCUCCAGCGACAGCGGCAUUGACACCACCCUCUACACCUCCAGCCCCAGCUGCAUGUCCCUGGCCAAGGCGCCUAGGCCUGCCAAGUCUCACAAGCCCCCAGGAAGCAUCGGCCUUUGUGGUGGGGGACGCGAGGCUGCUGGGAGGCCCCACCACACAGACAGGCGGCGGGAGGUCUCCCCAGCCCCUGUGGUUGCCGGACAGAGCAAGGGCUAUCGACCAAAGCUGUACUCCUCAGGCUCCAGCACCCCUACUGGUCUGGCAGGGGGCAGCCGGGACCUGCCGAGGCAGCCCAGUGACAUGGGCUCCCGGGCUGGCUACCCUGCUCAGGUUUACAAAAUGGCCAGCGCAGAGACUCCUCGGCCCUCCCAGCUGGCCCAGUCCGGCCCUUUCCAGCUCUCCACCUCCGUCCCCAAGUCCUUCUUCUCCAAGCAGCCUGUGCGCAAUAAGCACCCAGCAGGGUGGAAGAGGAUGGACGAGCCCCCGCCACGACCACUGCCCUUCACUGACCCCAAGAAGCAGGUGGACGCCAGCACAAAAAAUGUCUUUGGGCAGCCGCGGUUGAGGGCAUCCCUGCGUGAUCUGCGUUCCCCGCGGAAGAACUACAAGUCCACUAUCGAGGACGACCUGAAGAAACUCAUCAUCAUGGACAACCUGGGGCCAGAGCAAGAGAGGGACACAGGGCAGUCUCCCCAGAAGAGCCUGCAGCGGACGCUGUCAGAUGAGAGCCUAUGCAGCGGGCGCCGGGAACCAAGCUUUGCCAACCCUGCCAGCCUGGAGCCAGGGCUGCCCAGCGACGUGCUCUUCACCAGCACCUGCACCUUCCCCUCCAGCACACUGCCCGCCCGGCGCCAGCACCAGCACCCCCUCCCGCCUAGUGGCGGUGGCGGCAGCAGCCCUAGCACCAUCCCUGCCACUGGCAACAGCUUCCCGGAGAAGAAAUCCGCCAUCUCAGCCUCAGAGCUCUCACUGACUGAUGGACGGGACCGGCCCCUGAGGCGCCUCGACCCUGGGAUGAUGCCAUUGCCUGACACGGCCGCCGGUCUUGAGUGGUCCAGCCUGGUAAAUGCAGCCAAGGCCUACGAAGUGCAAAGAGCCGUCUCGCUCUUCUCUCUCAACGACCCCACCCUGAGCCCGGACAUCCCACCUGCACACAGUCCUGUCCACAGCCACCUGAGCCUGGAGCGGGGGGCCCCAACCCCCAGGACCACCCCUACCAUGAGUGAGGAGCCAGCCCUGGACCUGACCGGCAAGGUGUACCAACUGGAAGUCAUGCUCAAGCAGCUGCACACAGACCUGCAGAAGGAGAAGCAGGACAAGGUGGUCCUGCAGUCUGAGGUGGCCAGCCUACGGCAGAACAACCAACGACUACAGGAGGAGUCGCAGGCCGCCAGCGAGCAGCUGCGCAAGUUCGCUGAGCUUUUCAGCAGGGAGAAGAAGGAACUCUGAGGGGGAGCCCACUGGCCGCGGGCCCCUGUCCCUCUCUCCUCUGUGGGCUCCUGGUCACAGUGCCCCACAGCCCUCUGCAUGGAUGGAACCCCUUUGGCAGCACAGUCCCAGCCCAAGGGCCAGUGAGCUGGUCCUCAGCAGUGUCUGAGCUACCUGGGGUCUCUGGGACCAUGGAGCCACCUUUCAGAACGCAGCCACCCAGAGCUAUGGGAAGACAGAGCAGGCACAGGAGUCUGUGUUCAAGUCCUGCAACUCCCGGAGUCCACAGUUGUGUUGCUUCCGCAUGAAUGACAGGUGUGGCUGUGGGCCAAGCCUCUGCAUGAAAAGACAGUGCGAAACAAGCCCUUUUUCCCCUGCACCCCAGAGAGGCAGGGGCCCCAGAGGGCCACAGACCAGGGCUCCUCAGUCCCCAGUGUGCUAGCUCAGAAAGCAUGGACAUUGUCCCCUCCUCAGCCCCUUCUUCCACAAUGCAGCCAGGAGCACUUUCAUAGAGGUUAAAUUAUUUUCUUGGGGACCCCAGGAUGCAGAGAAGAAACCCCAGCAACCAGAGUCCACUGCUUUGAGAAACUCUCUUUGUACAAUCAGGACCAUUUAUAUGAUCUUUUUCUAUCAGCUCCUUUCCUGCCAGGGGCCACAGCACCUGGGCUUGGGGCCCAGAGGCCCCUCCAACUUUGAGCUACUGACCUGGCCGGCCUGACUCUGCCGGCUCUUGCUUCCCACCCCACACCCUUGGCACGACCAAGCCCUGACCAGCAGCCCCGCCUUCUCUGGGCUCCAGAAAGUGCCCCGGAGCCUGGGGACAGGGCUGGAGAACAACAGCCUUCAUCUCCUGUUUUCCUUUGUAAGACUCCCUGCCAUCUCGCAGGUCCCAGCGAGAGCAGCCCCCAGACAUGCUCACUGUGCUCCCCGGGGAACACUCACAGUGCAAACCCCAGAGAUGCUGUUCUCUAAAGGCAAUAAGGGGGAGCUCGCCAGGCAGCCAGGCUGGUGUACUACGCUGCUCACCCAGGAAACACGAGUUCUUUUUUUCUCAUUCUUUAAAAACAAACAAACAAAAAAA
Messenger RNA from Octodon degus (degu), 6684 nucleotides. RefSeq names its product signal induced proliferation associated 1 like 3 (gene Sipa1l3). Gene Ontology annotation, molecular function: GTPase activator activity; protein binding. Lineage: Eukaryota; Metazoa; Chordata; Mammalia; Rodentia; Octodontidae. Gene Ontology annotation, cellular component: plasma membrane; cytoplasm; Golgi apparatus. The record is from RefSeq and is a predicted model, not a curated record. Gene Ontology annotation, biological process: regulation of small GTPase mediated signal transduction; establishment of epithelial cell polarity; epithelial cell morphogenesis. The coding region runs from base 306 to 5624 and encodes 1772 amino acids. The transcript is spliced from 20 exons.